AUGCCUAGCAGAGUGGUUGUCGCGUUUGACGCGUACGGUACCCUCUUGUCGACCGAGUCCAUCGCCAAGCAGCUUGCAGAGCAUUUCGGGCAAGAUCGGGCGCAGAACAUAGCUGCAACAUGGAGAAAAUACCAGCUGGAGUAUACUUGGAGGCUCAACAGCAUGGAUCAGUAUGAGCCCUUCUCAGCCAUCACUCAACGCUCCUUGAAGCACGCCCUCAAAGAGUCAAACGUCUCGCUGGCGCAAAACGACGUUGAAGCCCUGAUGAAAGCCUACGACUCGCUUUCCAUUUUCCUAGACGUCGCCCCAUGCCUCACGUCCCUUAAAUCCCAAGCCUCAGUCACAGCCGUUGUGUUCUCCAACGGAACUCAAGCCAUGGUGUCCAACAGUAUCAACCAUUCGCCCGACCUUGCUCCGCACGCUUCCGUAUUCUCAGACAUUGUGGUUGUCGAGCCGGUCAAGAAAUACAAGCCUGCGCCCGAGGUCUACAUGCAUCUUGCUGAGAAGGUUGGUAAGAAGCCGACUGAAAUGGAUGACUUGUGGCUGGUAAGCGGCAACCCGUUCGACGUUGUCGGAGCCAGGGCGGUGGGGAUGAAGGCGGCGUGGGUGGACCGCGCUGGCAAUGGAUGGCAGGAUGCUUUGGUUGCUGGACAGGCGGGGGAGCCGACGGUCGUUCUGAAAAGCUUAGAAGACCUCCCGGCCAUCCUCGAAAAACGUGCGUCGGCUUAG
Diplodia corticola is the source of this 729-nucleotide messenger RNA. Its product is annotated as haloacid type ii. Gene Ontology annotation, molecular function: hydrolase activity, acting on halide bonds, in C-halide compounds. The transcript is spliced from 2 exons. NCBI's taxonomy places the organism in Eukaryota, Fungi, Ascomycota, Dothideomycetes, Botryosphaeriales, Botryosphaeriaceae. The coding region runs from base 1 to 729 and encodes 242 amino acids. The record is from RefSeq and is a predicted model, not a curated record.